AUGGCUUCUCUCAAACCUUUCCGUGCUGAGCAUAUGGGCUCUUUGCUCCGACCUCAAGCUCUGCUUGACGUCAGAGAGCAGAUCCGCGAGAAGGGUCUUACUCCCGAGAAUGCAGGUCUCGAAACUGUGGAGACAGAUGCUGUCAAGGAUGUUGUCAAGAUGCAGCAAGACCUGGGCUACAAGGCUGUCACCAGUGGUGAAUUCACCCGAACUCGUUUCUGGGGUUUGAUGUGGGAUGAAUUUGAGGGAACUACUCAGCUUCAAGAUGCUGAAGCCAGUCUUUUCCGUCUCUACCACCCCGAUGUGGUCAGCUUGAUCGAGAAGGAUCGUCAGGUCAUGCCUGGUGACUCUGUUAUCGCCGGAAGCAAGCUUUCUCACAGCGCUGAGAAGUCUGUCUCCAACUUGCAUGAGUUGAAGCUUGUGCAGCAGUUCGUGCCAAAGGAGCAAUGGGGCUCUAUCAAGCUUACCAUGAUCACUCCUGCUUGGUUCCACAUGCGUUACAAGCAGGGCAAGGCUUAUACCCCUGAGGCGUACAAGAACGACGAGGAGUACUUUGCCGACGUUGCAAAGGUUUAUCAGGCUGAGCUUGAUAUGUUGUACAGGGCGGGUCUGCGCAAUGUCCAAUUCGACGACCCCGGCAUGGCUUACUUUUGCAGUCAGAAGUUCCGUGAUGGGUGGGCCGCUGACUCUGACAACGUUGGUACCGUUGAUGAUCUCCUAGAUGCUUACAUCAAGCUCUACAACGACAGUCUCUCCAAGAUCCCCUCAGACAUGCACACCGGUAUUCACCUUUGCCGCGGUAACUUCAUCGGUGGCCGUCACUUCGCAGAGGGCAAGUACGACAUCAUUGCCGAGAAGCUCUUCCGUAACUUGAACGUCAACACCUUCUACUUGGAAUACGAUACCGAGCGCUCUGGUGGCUUCGAGCCUCUGCAGUUCCUCCCCAAGGACAAGAACGUCGUUGUCGGCGUUAUCAGCACCAAGCUUCCCCAGCUGGAGGAUAAGGAGGAGAUGAAGAAGAGAGUUUUGAGCGCGGCGGAUUGGGUCGCUAAGGGCAUGGGCGAGAGCCAGAAGGAGGCACUUCAGAGAGUUGCUGUUAGCCCUCAGUGUGGUUUCAGUACUCAUGAGAGCGGAUAUCCUCUCAACUUGGAUGAGGAGAAGAAGAAGCUGGCGUUGGUUCGAGAGAUCGCUGAUGAGAUUUGGGGUGAGGCUUAG
Molecule: messenger RNA, 1215 nt
Organism: Fusarium coffeatum
Lineage: Eukaryota; Fungi; Ascomycota; Sordariomycetes; Hypocreales; Nectriaceae
Exons: 2
Coding region: 1-1215 (404 amino acids)
Molecular function (GO): zinc ion binding; 5-methyltetrahydropteroyltriglutamate-homocysteine S-methyltransferase activity
Source: RefSeq, a predicted model, not a curated record